This is a messenger RNA of Cinara cedri, 1099 nucleotides long. The record is from the annotation of a GenBank genome assembly. Lineage: Eukaryota; Metazoa; Arthropoda; Insecta; Hemiptera; Aphididae.
AUGGCACAAUAUAUGCCCUAUGGAGGUUUCAACUGGGUUAAACUAGACUUAGAUGGGCUGGAAGCUUUAACACAUACAUCGGCUAAAGGACGGGUUUACGAGGUAGACGUGUCAUACCCGCGACACUUGCAUGACAAACAUAUUGACCUACCUUUCUUGCCACAUAACGGAAUACCAGUAGGCUCGAAAGUAAAAAAACUGAUACUUUUGAGAAGAAGAGAAAAUACAUGAUACACAAUCGUAAUCUUCAGCAGGCUAUAGCAAACGGGGUGAUAGUAGAAAAAGUAAAUAUUUUUUUUAGUUUAAACUUAUAGUAUAAAUUUUAAAAUUGUUAAUAUACAAAUAUUUUAUAGGUACAUAGAGUUUUAGAGUUUGAUCAGUCUGCGUGGUUGGCAGAUCAACCUAAACACCGAGAUGCGUAAGAAGGCCAGGAACGAGUUUGAGAAAGAUUUUUUUAAAUUAAUGAAUAACGCUGUAUUUGGUAUGUUUUUUUUCCCUUAUUAAAUUUAUUAAUUAAUUAAUUUAUUACAUUAUAGGGAAGACAAUGGAAUCAAAAAGAAAGAGAAUGAAAAUGGAGCUGGUGUCUAAUGAGGAAAAAGUGCAAAAACUUAUUAAUAAGACGACUUUCAAACAUGUGACUUACUACAGAGAAAAUCUUAUCGCUGUAUCACUGGAAAAUAAAAUAAUUAAAUUUGAUAAACCUUUAUAUAUAUUGGUGAAUAUACUUUACAAUUUUUGAAUAUUCUGUAUUAAUACAAUUAUUUCCUAUAGGAUUUGCAGUAUUGUAAAUUUCAAUGACACUAAUGUACGAUUAUCAUUAAAACGUUAUGAAAAAACACUAUAGUUAUAAUAUAACACCGACACGGGUAAAUUUAUAUUUUAAAACUACUUCCAUAUUAUGUAUUAAUAAAUAUCAUUAUUUCAGAUUCACUGAUAUAUAAAAUUAUGACAGACGAUUUUUAUAAUGAUUUAGAAAAAAAUUCAAACUUACUCGAACGUAUGGAUACUGCAAACUUACCGUAAGACCAUCCGUGCUACAUUGUUGAUAGAAAAAAGAUACCCGGAUUCUUUUCAGACGAGACAGGUGGGCUUAUUAUGA